Molecule: messenger RNA, 1246 nt
Organism: Ailuropoda melanoleuca (giant panda)
Lineage: Eukaryota; Metazoa; Chordata; Mammalia; Carnivora; Ursidae
Gene: RAC3
Product: Rac family small GTPase 3
Exons: 5
Coding region: 83-805 (240 amino acids)
Biological process (GO): small GTPase-mediated signal transduction
Molecular function (GO): GTPase activity; GTP binding
Source: RefSeq, a predicted model, not a curated record
UGGGCGGGCUGGGGCUGGAGGGCGCGCCGGGGCGGGGUCCCCGCGGGCCGCCGGGCGCGGGGCUGCCUCCCAGGCCCACCUGAUGCUGCCCGGGCCGCCGCCUGACCUCCUGGUGGGUGGGGCCAGGCCUCUCACCUGGACCGAGCCCUCUGCCCGUCCCACCCUCCCGGGAGCCGCGAUCUCGGAACCCGCUCGCCCCCCGCCCUGCAGCUCUGCUGGGCCGGGACCCCCGUCCCCGCCUGCGGGUUCCCGGGAGGGGGCUGCCCUUGCUGGGCAGAGGGCCGAGGCUUGGCGCGGGAGCAACGCGGGCUCCCCCUGUGUCCGCAGCGCCGUGGGGAAGACCUGUUUGCUGAUCAGCUACACGACCAACGCCUUCCCGGGAGAGUACAUCCCCACCGUUUUCGACAACUAUUCCGCCAACGUGAUGGUGGACGGGAAGCCGGUCAACCUGGGGCUAUGGGACACGGCCGGGCAGGAAGACUACGACCGGCUGAGGCCGCUUUCCUACCCCCAAACUGACGUCUUUCUGAUCUGCUUCUCCCUGGUGAGCCCGGCGUCCUUUGAGAAUGUGCGAGCCAAGUGGUACCCAGAGGUGCGACACCACUGCCCCCACACGCCCAUCCUCCUGGUGGGCACCAAGCUGGACCUCCGUGACGACAAGGACACCAUCGAGCGGCUGCGGGACAAGAAGUUGGCACCUAUCACCUACCCCCAGGGCCUGGCCAUGGCCCGUGAGAUUGGUGAGCUCUGUCAAGUACCUGGAGUGCUCAGCCCUCACUCAGCGGGGCCUGAAGACGGUGUUUGACGAGGCCAUCCGGGCUGUGCUCUGCCCACCCCCGGUGAAAAAGCCGGGGAAGAAGUGCACGGUCUUCUAGAGAAGGAGCCCCGCCCGCCCGUGUUCGCCGUCGUGUUGAGAUGUUUGGUGUCCCGGAGUCUGCUGUGGGGGAGUGGUGUGGGUGGGGAGGGGGAACAAGCAUGGGGACAAGGCCACCACUCCUGGGGACAGGGCUGGGGCAAUGGAGUCGUCUGCUCUGUCUCCUCUUUCUGGGGGCACAGCUCCAGCUUGACCUGGACCCCACGGGAGGCUGGAAGGGAGCAGGGUCUCCCUCAGGCUGCAGGGGCGGGUCCAGGGCAGCCCCAGGAUGGGCUUCCUGAUGGGGGAGGUUGGGGGGAUGGGUCCUGUUCUUGUGCCCCAGGAUGGGGGUGGCCCUUACUUCUUUUAUACAAUAAACAUUCUCCGCCAACA